CAGCUGCAUUGAACAGAAGAUCCGUCUGCUGUACAAAGUGGAAGAUGGACAGAACAGCCACUGUGACCAUCCUCAUCCUCCUUCUGUGUGCCAUUGCUGCACAGGGUGUUCCGAUCCCAGGAGCACAAGGACGGUGCCAUUGCAUUCGAACCAGCUUUGAUAUUAUUCAUCCGACGUCCAUCAGGAGCUUGAAAUACAUUCCCAAAGGAUCCCACUGUGAGAGAGCAGAGAUAAUUGUCACCCUGAAAAAUGAGACGAAAGUGUGUGUGGAUCCUGAUGCCAGGUGGUUGCAGGCUCUCAUAACAGCCAUGAAAGGUGGGAAACAACACAAAUCAAAAAACUGAAGCUGCAAAAUGAGCGAAUGAAUUCCAUCUCUAGAUUAUCCGAUGGGGAAAGAUGGAAGUUCAGCCCUGGGUGUUAACUCUGUGAUAUCACCAUCCAGUGGUUCAUUCCAGUGUCUCCUCUUCAUUGUCUUCUGAGAGUGAUCUUGCUGUUUCUCCCUGUCACAGGACAUUUUUUUUACCUGGACACACGACCUGUUUGCAUUUGAGGACACCAUCUGAUGUUUGUGUUACAUUUUGUGCAAAUCAUAGGGUUCUUGUGCAAUUUAUGGUAAUUAAACUAGAUUCUGGACCUGUGACCUUGUGGAAAAGUGUAAAUGAGACCGGAGUCAUUUGCUAAAAUAUAAUAUUGGUUAUCGGGUUGGGAGAUGAUGGUGGUAUUAAACUAAGAUGGUGAGUGAAUCUCCAUGACUACAGAGUUAAAAUGAUCUCAGUCCGCAAGGGAAG
Mobula hypostoma (lesser devil ray) is the source of this 788-nucleotide messenger RNA. Its product is annotated as interleukin-8-like. NCBI's taxonomy places the organism in Eukaryota, Metazoa, Chordata, Chondrichthyes, Myliobatiformes, Myliobatidae. The transcript is spliced from 4 exons. The coding region runs from base 45 to 344 and encodes 99 amino acids. Gene Ontology annotation, cellular component: extracellular region. Gene Ontology annotation, molecular function: chemokine activity. Gene Ontology annotation, biological process: chemotaxis; defense response; immune response. The record is from RefSeq and is a predicted model, not a curated record.